AUGCGGGAGUUUAUGCGGGAUAUGUGGCUGGAGAUGGAUGAGCUACGACAUUCUCCUCCAGCCAACCAGCCGAGAGAAGCCCCUCCUUGUAGCCAAGUGAGUAAAGGCAUCUUUUCACAGUCAGAGGUGACCCAAGAGAAGGAGAUGGAAGAGCAAGACCUAGAAGGACCUGGACGUGGCAAGAGAGUAAAGAAAGGCCCCCAGCCCAUCCAAGCUGGAAGUGGCAUUGAAUCCUGGGAAACAGCUGUGCCAGAAAUCUGGGAUCAGGAGCCCCUGAACUCAGAAAUACAGUGCCGACGCUUCAGGCAGUUCCGCUACUGUGAGGCUGAGGGGCCCCGAGAGGUUUGCAGCCAGCUCCAUGGACUUUGCAACCACUGGCUGAAGCCAGAGAGACACACCAAGAAGCAGAUCCUGGACCUGGUGAUCCUGGAGCAGUUCCUGACCAUCCUGCCCCAGGAAAUGCAGCACUGGGUCAGAGGAUGCAGGCCGGAGACCAGUUCCCAAGCGGUGGCCCUGGCUGAAGGCUUCCUCCUGAGUCAGGCAGAGGAGAAGAGGCAGGCAGAACAGAGUUGGGGUCCAUCCAUGAAGAUGGAAGCUGAGUUCUGUGAGACGGAAGGAGUUUUGUUGGAGGAAGGGCAGCGGGCCCAGGCCCAGGAGCAUGCCCAAGAUGCCCUCUCAUGCGGCAGUGAAGAGGCAGUGUUGAUCCAUUCUCUUUGCGAAGGUGUGGAAACUGCUGUUGCACCUCCAGUCCACUCUUCAGUUUCCUUUGGUGAGGUAGCCAUGUAUUUCACUAAGGCAGAGUGGGCCCUGUUGGAUCCAGACCAAAAAGCUCUCUACAGGGAAGUCAUGCUGGAGAACUACAGGAGCGUGGUCUCUCUGGGGGAUGAUCAGUGGAAGGUGGGUGAUGAGGAAUUGCAUCACCUCUUAACAGAUGAAGUGAAAAGUGUAGAUUUGAAAGGAAGCUUCAGGAUUCAAGGCCAACCUAAGAGGCAAAAAGUAUGUCACAUGGACGAGAAGAAAGAUAAACCCAUUUCUGGCCAAGGGCAGGAUUUCCAUGAACGAAGCCACAUGGUGGAGGAAGCAUAUAAGUGCUUGGAGCGUGGAAUGAACUUCUCAGAUCAAAACCAAUAUGAUAUCCAUUUGCAAAUGCACAGUGGAAAGAAGACCCAUCAAUGCUUGGAGUGUGGCAAGAGCUUCCUUCAUAGAGCAGAACUCCUUAGGCAUCAAAGAACACACAUAGGUGAAAAACCUUAUCGCGACUCAGACUGUGGCAAGAGCUUCUCACACAGAUCAAAGCUCCUUGUGCACCAAAAAAUACACACAGGGGAGAAACAUUUUCAGUGCUCCGAGUGUGGAAAGAACUUCAGUCACAGUGGCACUCUUCAACAGCAUCAAAGAACCCACACUGGGGUGAACCCUUUUGUAUGCUCUGAGUGUGGAAAGAGAUUUACUCAAAAUGGGCCCCUUCAAAGACAUCGAAGAACCCACACAGGGGAGAAACCUUUUGAAUGCUCAGUGUGUGGAAAGAGAUUCAGCCAGAAUGGCAAUCUUCAACAGCAUCAAAUAACCCACACAGGGGAGAAACCUUUUGAAUGCUCAGAGUGUGGAAGGAGAUUCAGUCAAAGUAGCAAUCUUAAAAAGCAUCAAAGAACCCACACACGGGAGAAACCUUUUGCAUGCUCAGAGAAUGGAAAGAGAUUCAGUCGCAGUGGCAAUCUUCAACAGCAUCAAAGAACCCACACAGGGGAGAAACCUUUUGAAUGCUCAGAGUGUGGAAAGAGAUUCAGUCUCAGUGGCAAUCUUAAACAGCAUCAAAGAACCCACACAGGGGAGAAACCUUUUGCAUGCUCAGAGUGUGGAAAGAGAUUCAGUCAGAGUAGCAAUCUUCAAAGCCAUCGAAGAACCCACACAGGGGAGAAACCUUUUGCAUGCUCAGAGUGUGGAAAGAGAUUCAGUCAGAGUGGCAGUCUUAAAAAGCAUCAAAGAACCCACACAGGGGAGAAACCUUUUGAAUGCUCAGAGUGUGGAAAGAGAUUCAGUCGCAGUGGCAAUCUUAAACAGCAUCAAAGAACACACACAGGGGAGAAAGCUUUUGCAUGCUCAGAGUGUGGAAAGAGAUUCAGUCAAAAUGGGCCCCUUCAAAGACAUCGAAGAACCCACACAGGGGAGAAACCUUUUAUAUGCUCAGAGAAUGGAAAGAGAUUCCGUCACAGUGGCAAUCUUCAACAGCAUCAAAGAACCCACAUAGGGGAGAAACCUUUUGCCUGCUCAGAGUGUGGAAAGACAUUCCAUUUCAAUGGCAAACUUCUACAGCAUUUAAGAACCCACACAGGGGAGAAACCUUUUGAAUGCUCAGAGUGUGGAAAGAGAUUCAGCCAGAAUGACAAUCUUCAACAGCAUCAAAGAACCCACACAGGGGAGAAACCUUUUGACUGCUCUGAGUGUGGAAAGAGAUUUCGUUUUAGUGGUGAUCUUCGAAAGCAUUUAAGAACCCACACAGGGGAGAAACCUUUUGAAUGCUCAGAGUGUGGAAAGAGAUUCAGUCACAGUGGCAGUCUUCAUACGCAUCAAAGAACCCACACGGGGGAAAAACCUUUUGACUGCUCUGAGUGUGGAAAGAGGUUUCAUUUUAGUGAUGCGCUUCAAAAGCAUUUAAGAGUCCACACAGGAGAGAAACCUUUUGAAUGCUCUGAGUGUGGAAAGAGAUUCAGUCAUAGUGGCAGUCUUAAAAAGCAUCAAAGAACCCACACAGGUGAGAAACGGUUUGAAUGCUCAGAGUGUGGAAUGAAAUUCAGUCACAGUGGCAAUCUUAAAAGGCAUCAAAGAACCCAC
Euleptes europaea (tarantolino) is the source of this 2832-nucleotide messenger RNA. Its product is annotated as zinc finger protein 14-like. The record is from RefSeq and is a predicted model, not a curated record. NCBI's taxonomy places the organism in Eukaryota, Metazoa, Chordata, Lepidosauria, Squamata, Sphaerodactylidae. The annotation marks the transcript as partial. Gene Ontology annotation, biological process: regulation of DNA-templated transcription. The transcript has 7 exons.